GACCUUCUCGCCCAAUGCUCACAUUUAUGGGUUGGCAGAAAAUGGCGAAGCCUGCCCUUAGCUUCAAGCUUCUGUGUAUAGUUUCAACUCUCUGUUUCGUUGUUUUAAUCGAUUUUGCAGGUUCAGAGAUCAUAUUUGAGGAACGAUUCGAUGAUGGGUGGGAGAGUCGUUGGGUUAAAUCAGACUGGAAAAGGAGUGAGGGCAAAGCUGGUUAUUUUAAGCACACAGCGGGCAAGUGGUCUGGAGAUCCUGAUGAUAAAGGUAUCCAGACAUCAACCGAUGCCAGACAUUUUGCAAUAUCAGCAAAAAUACCAGAGUUCAGUAAUAAGGACAGAACUUUGGUGCUCCAGUAUUCUGUGAAGUUGGAGCAGGAUAUUGAAUGUGGUGGUGCCUAUAUUAAGCUUCUAUCUGCUUAUGUCAAUCAGAAGAAAUUUGGUGGUGAUACACCUUACAGUGUAAUGUUUGGACCAGAUAUAUGUGGCACACAGACGAAGAAGCUCCAUCUUAUACUUUCCUAUCAGGGACAGAAUUAUCCUAUCAAGAAGGAUCUGCAAUGUGAAACAGACAAAUUGACUCAUUUUUAUACAUUUAUUCUUAGGCCAGAUGCUACUUAUAGUCUCCUCGUUGACAACAGAGAAAGAGAAUCUGGAAGCAUGUACACAGACUGGGACAUUCUUCCUCCUCGAAAAAUUAGGGACGUCAAUGCAAAAAAGCCUGCAGACUGGGAUGAUAGGGAGUACAUUGAUGAUCCUAAUGCUGUCAAGCCAGAGGGAUAUAAUUCAAUUCCAGCUGAAAUUCCUGAUCCCAAGGCUAAAGAGCCUGACACCUGGGAUGAAGAAGAGGAUGGUAUAUGGAAGCGGCCAAAGAUACCAAACCCAGCAUACAAAGGACCAUGGAAGCCCAAGAAAAUUAAGAACCCCAACUACAACGGCAAGUGGAAGAUUCCAUGGAUUGACAACCCAGAAUUUGAUGACGAUCCUGAUCUUUAUGUGCUGAAGCCAGUCAAAUAUGUGGGAAUUGAAGUUUGGCAGGUUAAGGCUGGUUCAGUUUUUGAUAAUGUUCUGAUUUGCGACGACCCUGAGUACGCCAAACAAGUUGUGGAGGAUAUAUGGGCCAAGAAUAGGGAGGCUGAAAAAGAGGCCUUUGAGGAAGCUGAGAAAGUGAGGCGAGCUCGUGAAGAAGAGGAAGCUCAAAGAGCAAGAGAGGAAGGUGAGCGAAGGAGGAGGGAGAGGGGUCAUGAUCGACGAUACCGGGAUAAGGAGCGUUAUAGGGAAAGAUACAAGCGGGGCGAUCGCCGUGAUUACUUGGAUGACUACCAUGAUGAACUCUAAAGCCUACUCUCUCUUUACUCAUGCAGGAUGAACUCUGAAGGUGGUUUGCAGCCCUUUUUUUUGGCCCUUCUUGUAUGCUAUAUCAUGCAAGAUGAGAAGGAAGUCCCACAUUGCUAAAGUCUCUUGCAAAAUCUGCACCAGUUCCGAAUAAAGAAUUAUGUUAACUCCCUAUUGUUGUACAACUGUAUUUGCCACGGUUAACGGCUGUACAUUUCUUCAAUA
Messenger RNA from Telopea speciosissima, 1553 nucleotides. RefSeq names its product calreticulin-3. The transcript is spliced from 15 exons. Gene Ontology annotation, biological process: protein folding. Lineage: Eukaryota; Viridiplantae; Streptophyta; Magnoliopsida; Proteales; Proteaceae. Gene Ontology annotation, molecular function: calcium ion binding. The coding region runs from base 15 to 1331 and encodes 438 amino acids. The record is from RefSeq and is a predicted model, not a curated record. Gene Ontology annotation, cellular component: endoplasmic reticulum membrane; endoplasmic reticulum.